Ascochyta rabiei is the source of this 1509-nucleotide messenger RNA. RefSeq names its product HOG (high osmolarity glycerol) pathway protein. The record is from RefSeq and is a predicted model, not a curated record. Bases 1 to 1509 code for a protein of 502 amino acids. The transcript has a single exon. Gene Ontology annotation, molecular function: protein binding. Lineage: Eukaryota; Fungi; Ascomycota; Dothideomycetes; Pleosporales; Didymellaceae.
AUGACCGACACCGCUCCCACACCACCAGCGCCCGCCAACCCGCAACGGCUUGACGACAUCACCGAGGGCUUCGCCGUUCGAGGGCGCCAGAGCGACGCUGAUAUGGCAGCCGACGUCAUGUCUCACCGCGGAGACGCAGCGUCGGCAGGCUACAUGGGCUCUAACCGCACCUCCCUGCCCCCGCUCGUCACCUCCCCGCCAUCCCACGCAAAGCUGGAGCGCGCGAGCUCCUACGCCAGCAAGCGCGUGUCCACAUUCUCCACCACGUCCAAUGCACAUGCAGCCGCUCCUCGGUCACGGCCACAGUCGGUCGCUUUCCCUGCCUUCCAUUCGAGCCUGCCCUAUGCGCUGGUACGAGACUUCGCAUACGAGCCCGAGCACCCCCUCUAUUACGGGCCCCUCCCGCAGGAACAGCGCUCGGGCGCCUCGACGCCAGCGAGCGAGGCCAACCGAAGGCUCUCGGACCCCCCGCCAGUUGCAUGGCGCACAGACCGCGGGUCUAGGGCCUCUGGCCCGCAACACCUAGGCCUGGGCGAGCAGCUGCCCAUGACCUCGUUCGGCGAUGGUCCUCCGUACAGCGAAGAUGAAGACCUUGCCAGUCCUGUAGUCACGAGCCACCAUAGCGCAAGGCACAAGAAGCAAAAGUCGAACCAGGUCGAUUUCGACCAGACUCGCGGGCGGCGCGCGCCCGAAGAACAUAGACGGAGCUCGGUCACUGGAGUCCACGGCGAAGGGAGCUAUUACCCCAGCCACGUCAACGAUGCAGCCAAUGGGAUUGGUGGUGAGUACAUCACCUACCCUCCCAGCUCAUCCUCGAACCUCGACGUACCAGAGGGUGCGUCUCGACGAGACUCGCACUUUGCUGCGAUCCUGCCACAGCGCUCGUACGCCAAUGAGGAAGGGCCCCCGUACGACUCAGACGAGGACAUGUCCGAGCCUGGCGACUACAUUCGCGACGACAACCGCUUUUCUCGCGAUUAUCAAUUCACAAUUGCCUCGCCAGACGAGGAGAUGCACGGAAAAGCAGUGGCGCUGUUCGACUUUGCACGAGAAAACGACAACGAGCUGCCCCUCGUCGAGGGCCAGAUCAUAUUGGUGUCCUACAGGCACGGACAGGGCUGGCUGGUAGCGCAAGACCCAAAGACUGGAGAGAGUGGGCUGGUGCCUGAGGAGUAUGUGCGUUUGCUGCGCGACAUAGAAGGGGGUUGGAAUGGUCUUAUGAACGGUGCUGUGCAAGCACAAGAAGCAAACCCAGGUUUGGACAGUCUGCUCAGCCCUCUCUCGGCGGGCCCAGAGGCCAAGACUCCUACACAGGCCGACCACUCCUCGUACACGCCCGUCAUCUCCACCUUCUCCACAAGCCACAAAGACCUCGAGCCCUAUCCCAAGGAUAGGCUCGCCACACCGACAAACCCCGAGGGAGGAAGUUUCGGUCAAGGGAAAGAAGGUGGCCCUAUGGAGGGCGUCGAGAGUACGCCCGAGCCUCAGUCCAAGCACCAGAAGUCAUGA